AUGUCCGUUAUUCCAAACCCUGACCAGAAGGCCAGCAUAGACCGAUCGCAAUCUCCUCGGAGGACCCUGACGGACCCCGAGGCCGCAGAAAACCCUCGUUGGACUUCCAGAAUCAAGAAACGUAUUAUCGUUUGCUGCGAUGGGACUUGGCAGGAUGGGAUCAUAGUGGAACAGAGAUGGAAGUACACAAACAUCCUGCGACUUGCUAGGAUGUUCAACCACCAAGAUGAGCGCUUCCAGCCUCCAAUCCCUCAGAUAGUGUUCUAUCAGUCCGGAAUAGGCAGCGCCAAGAACUGGUACGCGGAACUCGUGGAAGGUGAUAAGGUGCAGGAGGCUUAUGCCUUCAUUGCGCACAAUUAUCAACCUGGCGACGAGAUAUUCCUGUUUGGGUUUUCUAGAGGUGCCUAUACUGCACGCAUGGUGGCAUCUCUAAUUGGGGAAAUCGGCGUCCUUGAUCGGACCGACAUGGAUGUAUUUGCGGAUCUCUUCAUCGCGUAUCAGAAGCGUUCUAAGAGCCAGGAUGACAAGGAGAAGGCAGAGUGCGAUAGGAUUCUUGCGCCGUGGAUACAGAAAGAUUCUCCUGGUAAAAGGAGAGCAGAUUCAGACCAGGACACAUUUUCUAUCAAAUCCGUUGGAGUUUUCGAUACCGUAGGAUCCGUCGGAUUACCCGAAGAGUUGACCAUACACUCCAAGGAAGUGAAGAAAUUGUAUGGCUUCAGUGACGCGAAGCUAGGGGAGCAUAUAGAACGAGCUUAUCAAGCCUUAGCUUUGAAUGAAACACGGGCGGACUUCAACUGCUCCAAAUUCGAGCAGACUGAAGGCGGACGCCGGAAGAAACAGAUACUAAAACAGUGCUGGUUUACGGGGUCUCAUUCAGAUAUAGGCGGCGGUUUCAAAGAGCACGAUUUGUCGGAUCUCACUCUUACAUGGAUGGCGGCGAAUAUCGGCGACAUGGUGUCCCUGGAUCCGAACUACUUGUCAUCCCUACCGGAUCCAGUUGCCCCUUGGGGCCAACAGCGGCCUCACAAUCCCACCACUGGUAUAUUCAUGCUUGCUGAUACCAUUCAACGUCAAUAUCCCACUUCAACUAAUGAAGUCACCCAUGAGCACAUCCACCCUUCAGUGCUGGAACAGAAGUCCCUUCUUCCUGCCCUGAGGGCAGAUAUUGAGCAGCAUCCAGAGCUCAUCGCUGAGCUCAUGCCACUGGAAGAGGAGAUGAGACAGAACUGGCCUUACCACUUCGACAAGCACAGUGCCCCUGUGCAAGCAGCCGCGACAGUGUCCCCGAAGUCGGGCAUCAUAGGAGAGCUUCUCGAGAAAGGCACGAAACUCGGUAUUGAACAGUUGAAGAAGUUUUCUGAAGACAGUAGCAUGGCUGCAGUGGGGAAGGAGAUCCUCAAUCACUUACAACACUGAUGAUCACACCCCAGUUCGUUCUUCAUCCCGGAAAUCGCGCCUGCGAUGUAAGUAGGAAUUCCUGUAACUUAACAGUACAUUGAUGUACAUUGAGCGUGUGUACGGGUAUCAUAUCAUGAGUCGUGAGGUAUCUUAGCAUCAUCUUGUCCAUCCAUCAGAACAUAUCGUCCGUUCUCCAACUGAACGUCUAAAGACAGCCCCCUGGAAGGAGUGCCCGCCCUCCAAAGCGGCGUGAUCCCGAACCAGGCGCCCAACUUGGAUGUCCAAGACCUGUGUGCUCGCCGUUUCCGGAGAGGAUCACCCAGAAUACCCUCCCAUCUAUACACUGGCCGUGCACGAAUGGAAGAGUCGUCAUGAUCUGUGCCACCCCCCGUCCCUAAAGUAGAUGGUCCUGUCAAGGUCUGCAAAUCAAGUUCCUCCAUGUCUAACUCGGAUUGAUCAUUGCCAAUAUGAAACCAUAUGACCU
Gloeophyllum trabeum ATCC 11539 is the source of this 1882-nucleotide messenger RNA. RefSeq lists its product as uncharacterized. The record is from RefSeq and is a predicted model, not a curated record. NCBI's taxonomy places the organism in Eukaryota, Fungi, Basidiomycota, Agaricomycetes, Gloeophyllales, Gloeophyllaceae. Bases 1 to 1416 code for a protein of 471 amino acids. The transcript is spliced from 17 exons.